Guillardia theta CCMP2712 is the source of this 1071-nucleotide messenger RNA. RefSeq names its product NAD(P)-dependent steroid dehydrogenase. The coding region runs from base 1 to 1071 and encodes 356 amino acids. The record is from RefSeq and is a predicted model, not a curated record. Gene Ontology annotation, molecular function: 3-beta-hydroxy-Delta5-steroid dehydrogenase (NAD+) activity. Lineage: Eukaryota; Cryptophyceae; Pyrenomonadales; Geminigeraceae. Gene Ontology annotation, biological process: steroid biosynthetic process. The transcript is spliced from 2 exons.
AUGCUGAUAGAGCGAGGAGCCGAACGUGUCGUAUCCUUCGACAUCGUCCCGGCCCCAUCCGAGGCCUGGAAGCAUCCCAAGAUCGAGUGGAGGGUCGGGGACAUCUGCGACAAGGAGGCGGUGCUGGAUGCUGUGAAGGGAGCGGACUGUGUCUGGCACAACGCAGCGGCCGUGGGGCCGUUCCACCCCAAGUGGCUGUACAUGAAGGUGAACUAUGAGGGGACGCUGAACGUGAUAGAGGCGUGCAAGCAGGCCGGAGUGAAGAAGGUAGUUAUGUCAUCGUCCCCAUCGACGAGGUUCACGGGAGUGGACGUGGAUGGGUUGACGGAGGCCCAGCUCCCUCCGCUCCCUCUCAAGCGCUACCUCCAGGGGUACGCGGAGACCAAGGCUAUCGGCGAGCUCGCGAUGAGGAACGCGUGCUGUGAUGAGCUGAUGACGAUUGCGGUGGCUCCUCAUCAGGUUUAUGGCCCCAGGGACAACCUGUUCCUGCCCAACUUGCUAGAGGCUGCAGGCAACAACAAGCUGCGGAUCUUUGGCCCGGGGCACAACAAGACUUGCUUCACGCACGUGGACAACUACUGUCACGCGCUGAUCAUCUCCGAAAGGACGCUGAAGAAGGGCUCCCCCACCCUCGGCAAGUUCUACAUAGUCACCGACGGCCGCACCCAGCCCGAGGGGCAGCACCUGAUCUUCUGGAAAGUUCUGGAUGAGGCGGUGACGGGCAUGGGCUUCACGUCCUUGUGGUCUAAGUGGCAUCUUCCCAAGUGGUUCCUCUUCUUGCUCGCGUACCUGUCCGAGUUCGUAGGGAUGAUUCUCAACCAGAAGUUCAAGCUCAACGUGUUCAACGUGCUGGUGCUCACCAUGCACCGCUGGUUUGACAUCAGUGCUGCCGAGAAGGACCUCUCGUACCAGCCGAUCAUCAGCUUCCGACAGGGAUGGGACGAGACCAUCUGGUGGUUCAAGCAGAACUGGCUCCCCAACUUCAAGCGGGAGAGCUCCUAUACUGGAAUCGCCACCAACACGCAGAAGAAGAUCGACAUUCAGUCAAGAAAGCACCAAGUUCAACGUUAA